CAUUUAAAAGACCCAAGGCCCGCCUGGCAAGGUGUGGCUAGAUGCCCCUGGGGGGUCCCGUCCACCUCUGGCGUUUCCACCAGAUGCCUAAUGGUGUUUCUCUGGCUUCAGGUUUCACAGCGCAGCUCAGACAGUGUCAGGAAGGGGGGGGCAGACACAGCCCACUUGUUUACCCUUUGGUCACCCCCAUGCGAGGGGGCACAGGGGGAGGGAGCUCCAGCACAGGCCCCUCUUGCCCUGGCAGGCCCAGCCUGGCACCCUCCUCCCUGUCUGCUCUUUGGCACGGCUGUUGGCACCCUGCAGCCCUCUGGAGACUGAGUGGGAUUGGCUGGAAGGAGCUGCCGCAGUUUGGCCCCUGCCAGCCCCCCGCCAUCCAGAUCCGGCUUCUGGGGACUUUUGCCCCUUGGGCUUUUCAAGCAGAUCUCUGCCCGGUCCCUGGAAUCGUCUCCAUUGUUCCGUUGUUUCUUCCCAAGCAGCUUGGACAGCACCCAGUCCAGGCAGUGGCAGCGUUGCCUUGGCAGAGGUCAUUGCAUUCCCCUUCCUUUUUCUCAGUUUGGCUUUGACCAUCUACUCCUGACGAAGUCUUCUGUGCCAGGGGAGACAAACAAGGAGCUGACCCGCUUGCUUGGCUUUCCCCUCAUGCUUCCCCAGCUGCCUGCCAACUCCACACGGAGUUGAGUUGGAAGGGAUCCCAAGGGCCAUCUAGUCCAAGCCCAGCAAGGAAGGAAUCUUAGCUGACACCCUCCCAUCCAAAGACAAGGAAAGGAACAGCUGCCUGACUGUUAGAGGACAUCUGAAGGCAGCCCUGUAUCAGGAGGCUUUUAACAUUUGAGCAAGAUGGCGUCACAGAAGCUGCAGGUGGCCGUGGUUGGGGCAGGGGCUGCUGGUCUGUGUGUCGCCCGCCACAUCCUUGCCUCGCCCGAGACGUUUGCUCCUCCCGUGGUGUUCGAAGCCUCUGGCUGCCUGGGAGGCACCUGGGUUUACUUGGAGGAAGAAGCCAAGGGGCGGCCCACUCACUCCAGCAUGUACCGGGACCUCAGGACCAACCUGCCCAAGGAGGUGAUGGCCUUUCCUGACUUCCCCUUUGACCCGGCGCUGCCUUCCUUCCUCCACCACUCGGAUGUGCUGGCCUACCUGGAAAGCUACGCGGAGCAUUUUGGGGUCUAUGACCACAUCCAGUUCCGGAGUGAGGUGAGCCACGUCCGGCCUGUGUCCAGCAGCGAGGGCCAGCCAGGGGGCUGGGAGGUCACAGCCACACAGCAGGGGACAGAGACAACCCAGAAAGUCACAAAGCACUUUGAUGCCGUCAUGGUCUGCACUGGCCAUUAUGCCAACCCAUUCAUCCCUCCCAUUCCUGGCCUGGACAGCUUUCAAGGCCGCCUCCUGCACAGCCACUCCUACCGGCGCCCGGAGCCCUUUGCCGGGCAGAGGGUGGUGCUGGUGGGCGCCGGCCCCUCCGGAGUCGACCUGGCGCUGCAGCUGGCCCCUCUGGCGGCGCGGGUGGUGCUGAGCCACCAGGGCCCGCCGGUCCGCGGGCUGCCCCGGGACGUGCUGCAGGUUCCCCCUCUGGCUCGGGUGUCGGCGGAGACGGUGGUGCCCAGGGACGGCUCUGCGCUGCCAGCCGACGCCUUGAUCCUCUGCACGGGCUACCAAUACCGCUUCCCCUUCCUGGAUCUGGCGCAGCUGGGCUUGCGGGAGACGGAGUAUGGGGUGGGGCCCCUGUACCGGCACCUGCUGGCCCCCCGGCACCCGUCGCUGUUCCUGGUCGGCGUCUGCCAGCAGAUCUGCCCCUUCCCGCAUUUCCACUGCCAGGCGCUCUUCGCCCUGGCGGUGCUGAAGGGCGGCUGCCCGCUGCCCUCCGCCGCCGAGAUGGAGGCUGAUGCCCAAGCGCAGCUGGAGCGGCACCUGCAUGAGGGGGGUCUGGCGCGGCACUUCCUGCGCCUCCGGGCCCAGCAGUGGAGCUACGCGGAGGAGCUGGCCCGCCUCGCAGGGUUUCCCCCGCUCCCCCCGGCGGUGCGAGAGAUCUAUGAAGCGACGCGCGCCAGCCGUGCCCAGGAUGUGAGCAUGUACCGUGGAAGGAACUACCGGCUGUUGGGCCCAGAUGCCUGGGAAGUCGUGCAAGGAGAGGCCGGGGAUGCAGAAGGAGGGCCUCUUCUUUGAAAGCCGACCAGCCGGGGGCCAUCAGCGCCACCAUCUUGUGGCAGGGAGUUCCACAGAUUAGCCAGAGAUAUGCUGCUGGCCAGUUCUGCCGGGAGACCCACCCCCAAAUUAGGGUGUUUGGGGAAAUGGAGGGAAAUGUCGCUUGGCCAAUGGGCGGGUGGGCAGCCACUUCUUUGGGGGGGGGGCUUGCCAAGGAGGGUGGUGGCAGCCUUGCGAGGGAGGCUGGGCCCAGAGCACAGGAGCCUUGCGCAUCCUGGGAGGGGGUCGUGGCCGCCCACUUGCCUUCUCCUUUCUGGGGGGUGAAUGGGGAGCCCUGCCUGCCAGUGCCUCACAAGCUGUUUGCCAUGUUAAUUCUGAAGAAGCAGAAGAAUAAAAGGGCUGACACGUG
Podarcis muralis (Common wall lizard) is the source of this 2548-nucleotide messenger RNA. RefSeq lists its product as uncharacterized. Lineage: Eukaryota; Metazoa; Chordata; Lepidosauria; Squamata; Lacertidae. The record is from RefSeq and is a predicted model, not a curated record. Gene Ontology annotation, molecular function: N,N-dimethylaniline monooxygenase activity; NADP binding; flavin adenine dinucleotide binding.